CUUCUAAGCAACCGGUUAUUAAUGAUUCCAUCAUGUUUCUGACCACCGCCCAUCGAUCCCCUCCAACACCACCAUCAUGACCAUCCAAACCCAAACCGCCCUCAUCGGCGGGCCCAACGACGACAUCAUCCUGUCCACUGCAGUUCCCCUCCCCCAAGAACCCCUCCAACCCCACGAACUCGCCGUCGCCGUCAAAGCCAUCUCGCUCAACCCCGUCGACACCAAGCUCACGGGCGACUACCACACCCCCAACGCCAUCCUCGGCUGCGACUUUGCCGGCGAAGUUACCGCCGUCGGCUCCCUCGCCGCCACACACUAUGGCUUCCAAGUGGGCGAUCGCGUCGCCGCGACCGUCAUCGGGCUGAACGCUCUCCGGCCCACCAUCGGCGCCUUUGCCGAACACACCAUCUGCUCGGCGUUCGCCGCCCAGAAAAUCCCCCAGGACGUGCCCGUAGCCUCUGCGGCCGGCGGCCUGGGCGGCCUCGCCUGGAUCACGGUCUCCUGGGCGCUGUUUCACGAGAUGGGCCUCCCAGCCGGACCCCAACUCGAGCCCUUGAACUCCCGUCUUCCCCCUCCUACCCGCAGCCCUAAAAUCAACUACCUUCUCCCCAGCGCAGACACCACCAGCACCAAGCCCGCGACUCCGGUGCUAGUCAGCGGCGGCGCCAGCUACACCGGCACAGCGGCCAUCCAACUCCUCAAACUCGCCGGCUUCACCGUCCUGGCGACCUGCUCACCCACCAACUUCGACCUGGUCCGCUCCUACGGCGCCGACUUCGUCUUCGACUACACCUCCCCCACCGCGGCCGCGGACAUCCGGUCCCACACGCGCAACUCCCUCCACCUGGCCCUGGACUGCAUCACCACGCCGGACACCACCCAACUCUGCUACGCGGCGAUGGGUCGAACCGGUGGCCGCUACGUGGCCCUCGAUCCAUACAGUGACUCCGUGACGGCGACCCGGAAGAUCGUGCACCCCGGAUGGGUAUUUGGGUUGGAGCCAUUGGGGGAGAAGAUUGCGUGGGGGGGGGUGCAUAAGCGGGAGGCGAAUGCGGAGGCGCGGGAGUUUCUGGAGGUGUGGAGUGAGACGAUGAGGGGGUUGGUGGAGGGGGGGAAGGUGCGGUUUCAUCCGGUGGUGGUGAGGGAGGGGGGGUUGAGGGGGGCGUUGGAGGGGUUGGAGGAGAUUAGGAAGAAGAGGGUGAGGGGGGGGAAGCUUGUUUAUUCGUUGUAG
This is a messenger RNA of Aspergillus ibericus CBS 121593, 1231 nucleotides long. Its product is annotated as zinc-binding alcohol dehydrogenase family protein. Lineage: Eukaryota; Fungi; Ascomycota; Eurotiomycetes; Eurotiales; Aspergillaceae. The record is from RefSeq and is a predicted model, not a curated record. Gene Ontology annotation, molecular function: oxidoreductase activity, acting on NAD(P)H. The transcript has a single exon. Bases 77 to 1231 code for a protein of 384 amino acids.